ACACGCACGCAUAUGUUGUAUAGGAGACCACACUACAGUCGCGCGGAGAGAGCUGCGACUAUAUGGAAAGGCCAGCGAGCGAUAGUGCCGUGCUAACGUUUUUACCUAUAGCAGCAGCUCCAUAUAUACUUCGCUUUACCUGCGCCACGGUCUUUUCUGCGGGGAGCUGUGCUGUGUAGUGUCGACUGUUGUUGCGUUGUAUAAGUGCGUGUGCGUGCCAUUCGGAGGCCGCCGCGACUCUGCGUGUGUAUAUACACGAACGUCAGUGAGUCUGUCGGAUCAUCAUCAUCAUCAUAGCGACUUUCAAUAGCGAGUCGAUCGGAGUCGCGCAGCCAGCGAGACUCUUGUAAUCUUCGAUCGCUGCGUGUGCUGCCGUAGUGUAUAACGUGUGUCUGUGUGUGUGCUGUGUAGUUUGUAAUAUUACCUGCUGUUGCUGUGCUGUGUGUCUCUGGCGCUUUAUAGCCUAGUUGCGGGUGCCACAUCGUGUCAGCAGCAGUGAUACCGGAUUCGCGAAAAAAAGAAAAACACACAUACAAGUCGUCGUGUCGUCGUCGCCGUCCGUGGUGCGCGCGUGCAAUCACUUUGUGCCAUCUUGGUCGCAGUCGCGACAGUCGACAAUAAGGUAUACAUACACACACGCAUUAUACGAGAUAUGAUGCGUGGUCGUCUGCGAUGAGAUCCUCCGAGAUUCGUCAUCGUUGAGACACAGUGCAAAAGAACAUCAUCUGGGUCGUUAUCGCCCGGACAAGGGCUGAGGCACGUGCGUGGCUACUGCUGUGCUACUAGUGUGUUGUACAACAUUUCGCGAGUGUCUGUGUGCGUGUGCGUGUGCGUGUGUGGAGAACAUAUUACAGAGACCCAAUUUUUAUAUAAUACAAGAGGGCCAGGAUGAAUCGCGGCGACGGCCUGGUGCAGAGGCGACGCGCCACGACCGCGUCGAGCCAGGACGGUGGCAGCGGCGGCGGCUCGUCGCAGGGCACGGGCAACGAGGCCUCGGGCCAGUCGGGCGACAGACAGUCCCCCGGCGACGGCGACUCGGGCUCCCUCAAGGAUCUCAACUCCAAUCCAGCUGUCGACGAGGACAGCGACAAGGAGACCAGGCUCACCCUCAUGGAGGAGGUACUGCUGCUCGGUCUCAAAGACAAAGAGGGCUACACUUCGUUCUGGAAUGAUUGUAUAAGUUCGGGCUUGCGAGGAUGCAUAUUGGCAGAAUUGGGCCUGAGAGGACGCGUAGAACUAGAAAAGGCUGGAAUGAGAAAGAGAGGUAUUUUAACAAGAAAAUUACUAUUAAGAAAUAGUUCUCCAACCGGAGACGUGCUGCUGGAUGAAGCGUUGAAACAUCUCAAAGAAACAGAUCCACCAGAGACUGUUCAGAGUUGGAUAGAAUAUUUAAGCGGAGAAACAUGGAAUCCUCUGAAGCUGCGUUACCAAUUAAAAAAUGUGAGAGAAAGGCUUGCCAAAAAUCUUGUCGAAAAAGGAGUAUUGACAACAGAAAAACAAAAUUUUCUUUUGUUCGAUAUGACAACUCAUCCAUUAACAGACAAUCUUGCAAAGACUCGAUUAGUCAGAAAGAUUCAGGACGCAGUUCUCAGUCGAUGGGUGAACGACGCGGGUCGCAUGGACCGGCGCACCCUUGCCUUGAUAGUCCUCGCUCACGCCGCGGACGUCCUAGAGAAUGCGUUCGCGCCACUGUCCGACGACGACUACGAGGUGGCCAUGCGUCGAGUGAGGACGCUGCUCGAUCUCGACUACGAGGCCGAGUCGAACAAGCCAAACGCCAAUCCCGUGCUGUGGGCCGUCUUCGCCGCUUUCACGAAGUAACGACUGCUCUCGCUGUUUCCAUGAAAAAUUUAAUUCAAAAAACAAACAACAAUCAAAAGUGGACACACACGGUGGCAUAUUCUGGAGAGAGGGAGAGAGAGAGAGAAAAAAAAAAGAAUUUCCCGGUGCGUUUAACGAAAUGAGGAAACUAUAUAUAUAAUAUGUAAGAAAAGUCACGAUUCGACCCAGCUCAAGGUGCUUCGCCAUUAUUUCUUUUUCCUCUUAUGGAUUAACAACGAUGAUGAUCGAAAAAAAAAACAUUGCUUGAACGUUUCUUUUAUUUAUUAACUACUCACGAGCUGUUCCACGAUCGAGCUUCGUUUUGGAAGUCUCGAGCGUUUUUAAACAAAAAGCAUCAAAGUCCAACCAGGCUCUUGCCUGCGUUUAUUUAAUAUUUUGUGACGAAUGCGUCUAUGCGAAGGGGGCGCCGCGUCGAUUUUAUGGAGAUGAAAAAAAAAAGAGAAAAGUUUAGCGAGACGAUUGUAAUGUCGCUCGUGCCAUUACUAAUUAAUAUUCCUCUUUAUAUAGCGAUGAAAUAAGCUGCGAUUUUCACGAGUGAAUCAGACUCUCUCUAUAUCUCUUUUUAUCUCCCGCGAAAGAUGUGAUUUUUCCACGAUCGACAACCGCGGGAAAAACUGUUGUUAUUUGUACAGUAGAUCUUUUUGCCGUUAACGUAUAAUACAAAAAAAACCCGAUAACAUGAAAAAAAGUGAACGUUUUGUCUGUCUUUGAUAUUGGCUGUUAGGGAGGCCGCGUGUUUACUUAUGUGCCUGUGACAUAUCGUUCGUUAAUCACUUGCAAAAGGCGAUGAUCGUGUUGUAUAUGAAUUAUAUAUGUGUCGUACCUGACGCUUCGGUUGUGUUUUGUAUCGUGCGACGCUACCCAUAAUAAUUAUGUACUCAAUGAAAGUAUAAGAAAAAAAAAAUGUUACUGUGAUUUUGAUGAGCGCCGAGGCGACGGGUACCCCGAGCAAUUGUUGAUAAUGGGUUGGUACUGCAAUAUUUAUGGUCCACGAGCGUGAUGUUUCACACGUCCGUUCCUUCUCUUGCAUGCAAGUGGCUAUAAUUGAAUAGUAUGACUUUUUAAAAUGUAUGGAAAAAAUGUAUUAAUUGUAUAAUGGGCACACUGUGAAUGCGGCCUCCUUUUUUUUUUUUUUUUUAUUAAUUUUGAUGAACACAAGUGCGAGAUGCUACGUUGAAUUUUAUUAACGUCCCAGUUUUGGACGCCUGAGAAUUGACUGAUGAAUUUUUGUGUCAAUUCUGUGCUGAACAUCGAAUUAUUUGUAAUAAAUGAAAAAAAAAUGGAAACAAAAAAAUGCAGCACAAGUUUGAAGAGUCUUCAAAUGACACAGUUGAUGAAAAUUGUGUUUUAUUAAAUUAAAACUUAAAUAUACUGUUUAUUUUAUAUCAUGAAGUGUUAUUAGGCGAUAAAUCCGGUCGUUAUUGAAUUAAUUUUUCAUCAGUUUUGAUUAUUGUGUUGAUAAUGAUAUAUAUUGAAUAAUAACUAUAUGUUGAAUUUUUGAAUGAAAUAAAACGAUGUGGGACUAUUAUAAAGUAUUAUGAGAACAUGAAAACUGUAAAGGAUAAAUUUCAAGAAUGAUUUUUAUAGACUCCAGAUUAAAAAUGAAGCGUAAUCAUAUAAUAUAUAUAAUUAUAUAAAACAA
Messenger RNA from Trichogramma pretiosum, 3484 nucleotides. RefSeq names its product Golgi phosphoprotein 3 homolog sauron (gene sau). The transcript has 4 exons. Gene Ontology annotation, cellular component: Golgi cisterna; cytosol; trans-Golgi network. Gene Ontology annotation, molecular function: phosphatidylinositol-4-phosphate binding. NCBI's taxonomy places the organism in Eukaryota, Metazoa, Arthropoda, Insecta, Hymenoptera, Trichogrammatidae. Bases 889 to 1821 code for a protein of 310 amino acids. The record is from RefSeq and is a predicted model, not a curated record. Gene Ontology annotation, biological process: Golgi vesicle budding; retrograde vesicle-mediated transport, Golgi to endoplasmic reticulum; Golgi to plasma membrane protein transport.